This is a messenger RNA of Oncorhynchus mykiss (rainbow trout), 1049 nucleotides long. It is a transcript of the gene rab14, whose product is annotated as RAB14, member RAS oncogene family. The record is from RefSeq and is a predicted model, not a curated record. Gene Ontology annotation, cellular component: recycling endosome; phagocytic vesicle; trans-Golgi network. Gene Ontology annotation, biological process: phagosome maturation; endocytic recycling; defense response to bacterium. Lineage: Eukaryota; Metazoa; Chordata; Actinopteri; Salmoniformes; Salmonidae. Gene Ontology annotation, molecular function: GTPase activity; GTP binding.
AGGAUUGGCCACUAGCCUAGCUUAACUUCUUUCAGAGUGAAGUAACUGGCAGCUUUUUAAACUGUAUUUUCAGAGUAGCUUCCCCAACAGUGUCAUUUAUACACAUCAUCACAUAAUUUACACAUCAUUGGAAAAACCCCAUGGGGAAAAAAUGAUCACUUCCAUAUCGGUGCAGCAUUAGCUGAGUGUACUCCUGUCCAGUAGGUUGCGGUAUACAGCUGAACUUGGUUGCGCUAGCUGUUAUUGAUGAAGAAUUGUGAAAGCCUCUUAAAAGACCGAUUUAUCAGAUCGCCGGGUUAGACUGCUAGAUAAGUAUUCAAAUACAAGAGCCGAAAUGACUACUGCUCCAUACAACUACUCCUACAUCUUCAAAUACAUUAUUAUUGGGGAUAUGGGUGUAGGGAAAUCAUGUCUGCUUCACCAGUUCACAGAAAAGAAAUUCAUGGCAGACUGCCCCCACACUAUUGGAGUCGAGUUUGGCACAAGGAUAAUCGAGGUGAGCGGCCAGAAGAUCAAACUGCAGAUCUGGGACACUGCGGGACAGGAGCGCUUUAGGGCCGUCACACGCAGCUACUACAGGGGAGCAGCAGGGGCACUCAUGGUCUAUGACAUCACCAGGAGAAGCACAUACAACCACCUUAGCAGCUGGCUGACUGAUGCUAGAAACCUCACCAACCCUAAUACUGUGAUCAUUCUUAUUGGAAACAAGGCAGACUUGGAGGCCCAGCGAGAUGUAACCUAUGAGGAGGCUAAGCAGUUUGCUGAGGAGAAUGGUCUAUUGUUCCUAGAGGCUAGUGCAAAGACGGGUGAGAAUGUGGAGGACGCGUUCCUGGAGGCAGCCAAGAAGAUCUACCAGAACAUUCAGGACGGAAGCCUGGACCUGAACGCCGCCGAGUCUGGUGUCCAGCACAAGCCCUCCGCCCCGCAGGGUGGACGGCUGACCAGUGAACCGCAGCCUCAGAAGGAAAGCUGCAGCUGCUAAUGACCCCACCCACUGACCCUUCAGCUGACCUUUGCCCCCUGUGCCACAGCCUCCCUCUACCACCCAG